AUGGAUCCCGACCACCAUCUUCGCAUUAUGUUCGACAGUGACGGUCACAAAGUCGUGGAACUUCCGACUGGUGGACGUGUUGCAGUACCAUACGAUCCGCUUUGCGAAGCUGAACGUGCUGCUGCUGAGGCAGCGCGAGCUAUUAAUCCACCAGAUGAGUUACGAUGUCGAUACAAGAGUACGCGCUGCAACAACUUGCGUGCUCAAAAACGAAGUGGUAACUUGCACAGUCUUUGCCAAAUGCACCGCGACCGCGCUAAUCAAAAUCAGCGUAAUUCUGAACUGCGUAAACGAAGUGGCGAGCAAUUUUCACGCAGUCGACAGCGAUCUCUUGUUAAUAAUCAGGAAAAUGUCAGCUUCAAUCGGGAUAACUUGAGUGACCAAACGAUGUUAAAUUCCGAAAGUCCUCAGAUUCCGAUGCCCGAGCCACUUCAAGGCACCGAUGGCUUGCACCUCGAACCGACGUACGAUGAGUUGAAAGAGACUGCAAUGCUGCUAAGCUAUGAUCGAGACCAGAAGUAA
This is a messenger RNA of Plasmopara halstedii, 522 nucleotides long. RefSeq lists its product as uncharacterized. The transcript has a single exon. The record is from RefSeq and is a predicted model, not a curated record. NCBI's taxonomy places the organism in Eukaryota, Oomycota, Peronosporomycetes, Peronosporales, Peronosporaceae. Bases 1 to 522 code for a protein of 173 amino acids.